Oncorhynchus tshawytscha (Chinook salmon) is the source of this 3764-nucleotide messenger RNA. RefSeq names its product semaphorin-4F. Gene Ontology annotation, biological process: negative regulation of axon extension involved in axon guidance; axon guidance; semaphorin-plexin signaling pathway. The transcript has 16 exons. The coding region runs from base 232 to 2370 and encodes 712 amino acids. The record is from RefSeq and is a predicted model, not a curated record. Lineage: Eukaryota; Metazoa; Chordata; Actinopteri; Salmoniformes; Salmonidae. Gene Ontology annotation, molecular function: chemorepellent activity; semaphorin receptor binding.
UAGUGAGAUUUGAACGCUUCCUGGUUUAACACGUUGCAAUAGUUCUAUUACAUACUGUACUGUACCUGACCUGGAGGCUAAGUAGCCUAUUAUACCGUGUUAGAAAUAGCACCAAAUCGGACACCGAAUAGGCGCUUCGUUCCCCCCUGUCCUCCACUUUUGACAGAACGCCCCGAGCGCACUUUUAAUGAUGCGUAACUGACGCGCGGUCAUCAACGGACAUUCUUCCUGAUGUCACUUCUCAACAUGCCGUCCACCUGUUUUAUGGCCGUGAUCUUGUGGCUCACAACUGGUUCAUCUCGUUGUCAAACACCAAUUCCCAAUGUUCACGGAGGGUUAGGUGCAGUUCUGGGGGUGUCCAACGCCAGCGUCCUCCUGCAAGACCCCAGCUCUGAGACACUCUACCUGGGAGCCAGAGGCUCCAUCCUGGCCCUGCACACCUCCAACCUCACCUGGAAACACCCAUCAAUUAAGUGGGAGGCAACAGAAGAGGAGAGGAAGUCCUGUAUGUAUAAAGGCAAGAGAGAGGAUGACUGUUAUAACUACAUCUGUCUGCUGGAGGUUCUGAAGGAUGGAAGGAUCUACGUCUGUGGCUCCUACGCCUACAAUCCCAAGUGUGCUUUCAUUGACCCAGUGACGUUUGUCCUAGUGAAGGAAGGUGGUGACAAGGUGAAGAUGGAGAAUGGGAAGGGGAAAUGUCCUUAUGAUCCCAGAAAACCUCACACUGCUGUUACUGCAGAUGGAGUGCUGUACACCGCCUCCCCUUCUAACUUCCUGGGCACGAUGUUUGACAUCACCAGGGCAACAGGUCAAGAGGUGCACGUGCAUCAGUCCAUCAACUGGCUCAGUGAUCCAGAGUUUGUGAGUUCGGCCCUGGUCAGGGAGAGUCCUGGAGAUGAUGAUAAAAUCUACUUCUUCUUCAUGGAGAACGCCUUAGAGUACGACCUUUACACCAAGGUCAGGGUCACACGAUUGGCCAGAGUCUGCAAGGGAGACGUGGGGGGCUCUAAGACCCUGCAGAAGCGCUGGACCAGUUUCCUGAAGGCUCAGCUGGUGUGUCAGGACCGGGACAGUGGCCAGCACUACACCGUCCUGACCCACACCUACCCCCUGGAACACCGCCUGGGAGACCCCAGCAGCACACACUUCUACACCCUCUUCACCUCCCAGGGGAAAGGAGAGCGCGUGUCAGCAGUGUGUGUGUACAGCCUGGCUGACAUCACCAAGGUGUUUGCGACGGGAGGCUUCAGAGAUAUGAAGAGGAACUGUGUGAACAGUGGGAACUCUGAGUCUGUACCCGACCCCCGACCUGGACAGUGUAUCAACGAUGUCCUGAGAGCCCAGGGUUACAACUCCUCCUUCGACAUGCCCGACCCCGUGCUGCAGUUUGCCAAGGAACAUCCUCUGUUGACGAACACUGUGGACGCAGCGCCCCUUCUGGUGAGGAGGGGAACCACAUACACCAGGAUCACAGCCACCAACAUCUCCAACAGUGAUGCUGCCCUACUACAUCUGGGAACAGAUCAGGGGGAGUUACACAGUGUGUCUAUUGUUGGUCGUACUGCUACUCUGCUGCAGGAGAUCCCUCUGACAACCUCAGUAGAGCCCGUCAACAACAUCCUCACACACCAGGGCCAUGUGGUGGUGGGCUCCCCCUCCUCGCUGUCCCGUGUGCCAGUAGAGGGGUGCAGGGUGUACUCCAGCUGUCAGGUGUGUGCCCGGGCAGCAGGACUAGGUUGUGUGUGGGACGUUAACACGCGAGCCUGUGUUGCGGACUCUCCAGUGCAGAGGGAGUCAGAGGACCCUUUGAAGGUGUGUGGCACUGGAGAGGGUCGUUGUUCCUCUGUGGUGAAGAAGCUGCGUGUGAAGAAGGGCCUGGUGGUCCUCCUCCCUUGUGAACACCCCCAUCUCUCCCCUCUCCCCUGCGUCUGGGAGCACCCCCAGGGCCGCCACACCCAGCAGCACCACUCUCACCUAGAGGUCACCGUCUCCGGAUCCAGCCUGGGCCUCUACUCCUGCCGCUGCUCAGCCCAGGGUGAUUAUUCCUGGGGUAGUGAACCCUGCCUCACAGCCUCCUACCAGCUCACCAUGGAGGACCUCAGUGUCGAAGGCAGGGUGGACCCAGGGCUUUCGAGAUCACCGGUAUGGGUGUACGUCUCCUGUGUCCUGCUGGGGGUGCUGGUUGGAGCUUUAGGAGCCACUGUGUUCCUGAAGAGGCUUUGCUGGAGAGCAGCCCAGCACACCCCAUUAGAGGACAGAAAUGGGGGGGGAGCCAAUCAAGGACAGCAGGAGCGGGGCCCCACCUGUUAUGAGAAUAAGCUGGUGAUGGGUGACACGUCGGGCGGCCAAUCGGGAGAGGGCGUUUGUUAAGAGAUGUCCAGAAUUGACUUAAUUGAAGGGAGCGUUUUGCCAGGAAGUUGUUUGUCACCUCACAGAGCAUAUUCUCCCUGCAGCCCUCAUAGGUGUCAUCGAAAGAGUCAGGGGCCAUGUCAUGAAUCUUCAGAAAAGGGAAGAGACAAUGGUAACACUUUAAUUAUAGUAGUGAAAUGUAUUAUUCAUAAAGCCUUUAUAUGCAUGACAUUGUCAUAAAUCCCUGUUUUCGUACACUCUUUAUAAGCCUACAUAGUUUUAUGUAGUCUUAUGCAGUAAUGACAUAAACAUUAUAACACCCACUCCACAUGAACUGUUAUAAGCAAGCUACAAUGUCUCUGCCAAAUGUCUCUGUUACACACAUAUUUAUGUUAUGAAGCCUUUAUGUGUAAACAUACUUAUACAUGUAUUGGGUACAAUCAGAGAAAAGGCAUUAGUGUUUACCAGCACUAGUAACUGAUUCAUGAAUUAUUUUCCACCACGAUUGGUAAAGUGGCACACUCUUUGGAUGUUAUAACACAUUCAUAGGAAUUUAAACUUAUUCAUGAAUCAUUUUUCAUGACUUGCUGAAAAUGAUUAAGUUUGUAUUGUAUUGUGACAUUUUGACCUUCCUCUUUUAAGACUACAGUCUGUAGGUGCUACAAAGUAAUAAUUGGUGUCAUUUGAAGCUUUAUUAGAAGUGCUCUGUAACAUGAGCACUAUUUCCAUAACAGUUUUCUUACAUUAAUUAAUGAACCACAGAGGUACCCCGCUCUACGGGUGGUAACUCAUUGGAUCUGAUUCAUUUGAUUAAAUGCAAUUGCAUGUUUUAGGGCUGCAACCAUAGAAAUACAAUGUAUUUAUGCUACUAAUAAGCUAAUGUCAACUUCAUGUCUAUGGUUAUUUUGUUCACUGUCAGCCUAUUUGUGCAACUAUUAUUGAAUUUGCAUAGAAAAGUAAUUUGGUUGGAAAUGCAACUGGGGCCAUGUAAAUAAUUUUUAGGCUACUGAUUCCACCAGUGGCACCUUGUAUGACCAUACAAGUCUAUUAUGUGACUGAGAAGAGUAAAAUAAUUUGGUUGCAAAGUCACUGCCCUGCCCUACCUCUGCCCCACAAGGACCAUGAACACAAGGCUUAUAGUUCUGCCUGGACAGGAACAUUAACACAAGGCUUAUAGUUCUGCCUGGACAGGAACAUUAACACAAGGCUUAUAGUUCUGCCUGGACAGGAACAUUAACACAAGGCUUAUAGUUCUGCCUGGACAGGAACAUUAACACAAGGCUUAUAGUUCUGCCUGGACAGGAACAUUAACACAAGGCUUAUAGUUCUGCCUGGACAGGAACAUUAACACAAGGCUUAUAGUUCUGCCUGGACAGGAACAUUAACACAAGGCUUAUAGUUCUGCCUGGACAGGA